AAAAUUCAUAAUUUAUAAAAUAAAUUAUUUAGAAAUGGUAAAUUUUUGAAUGUCUUGUAUUUUAUGUUUUGAGUUUUUAAGUACCUUUCAGAUCUGGAUUUUCACAUUUUUAAUAUGUCCGACUGUAAAGUACAAAUUGUACUCUUUAAUUUUAUGUGAAGAGGCUAUUUUGAUAUUGUCCUGCAUUUUCUUACAUUUAUUUACUGUAAUUUUUAUUUUAAAUCGUAUCUCAGUUGUCUUUUCAUGUUGAAUUUUAUUACUAGCUCUUUAUUCUUAGUGUUUUUAUUUACAAAUUCAUUAUCAAAGUUUUAAAAUCCUUCUUUCAGGUUAUUCCAAGUAGUUCGGUAAGAUUUAAAAUUAUGAGCUUCAUAAUAAUUAUGGUCUUCCUGAUAAACGGGGCUGUGCCAAAAGUUGGCCAGAAAGAUGGGAUUGAAGUUUUGAGACACAACAGUCAGGAGUUGAUUCAUAAGGAAAAUAUUGGACACCGUGAACUUGCAGCUAGUGCUACUUCAACACCAGCAACCAUUACUACUUCAGAUACCAUAACGGUAACUGCUACAGAUACUGAUGGAGCUGGACAACUUUAUGAGAUUAGUUUCAAUAAUGAGUGUACUGUUUCAGCUCCUGGACUUACUUGCACGGCAGUUGGCGGGCAAGAGCAAGUUCUGGACUCAAGUUCUACUUCUUCAAUGACUGAUAAUGGAGAUGGAACGUAUACAUCCACGAUCUCUGUAACGAGGCCUGGAAAAAUCACUAUCAAUGUGUUUAAAUAUACUCAAGGAGGAGUUCUUGUUGAGUAUUACUCUGGUACUACUUAUAGCGGAGGAGUACAACAUGCUGAGAUUAGGGGCGAUCUCAAUAUUGACUAUGGUAGUGGAAAUUUAUUCGGAUCUACCAGUGAUUCUGUGAGUGCUAAGAUGUACUUCAAGCUCAAAGGACCAUCUACUGAAUCGAUCACAUUACAAUUAGAAGCAGACGACACUGCUGACUUGAGCUUAGGUGGAUCGAGCAUAGUAAGCGCUAGCAUUGGGACAAACACAAAUACAUUUUCAUCAACUUUGAAUACAAUGUAUGAUGGGCAAAUAAAUUUUGUUGAAAAUACUGCAACUGCAAAAGUUGUUUUAUCUUGGAGUUAUACCUCUGUUGCAAUGACUACAGUUCCUGGUACAAAUUUAUACUACAAAGCUUAUGUAAGUUCCCCAAUGCAGUUAACAAUAAAUUGCCCAGAUGGCUAUUCAAAGACUACUUCUGCUGGAAGGCCAGUUUGAGAAACAGUCUGUGGAGAUAGUAAAAGAGCAGGUAGUGAAGAAUGCGAUGAUGGAAAUAUAGUAGCUACUGUAGAUGGCUGCACUUCAUUAUGAGCAAUAGACUCUGGUUGGGAAUGACAUGGUGGGACUCCCACAGCCCAAGACACAUGCACUCAAUGAGCUGCGGGGUAUGCUCCAAAUGCUGCCAAAGAUGCAUGUGUUACUACUUGAGGUGACGGUAAAAGAGCUGGUUCAGAAGAAUGUGAUGAUGCAAAUACCUCUGGCACUACUGAUGGAUGCUCAGCUUCAUGAACUAUUGAUUCUGGAUGGGAAUGACAUAAUGGUAACCCUACUACACAAGAUACCUGCACUCAAUGUGCUGCUGGAUUUUCUCCAAAUGCUGCAAAGAAUGCUUGUGUUACCACAUGUGGGGAUUCAAAGAAAGCAGGUUUAGAAGAGUGAGAUGAUGGAAAUACAUCAGGGACUACUGAUGGAUGUAGUGCAACUUGUACAAUUGAUUCAGGAUGGGAGUGACAUGAUGGAACCCCCACAGCUCAGGAUACAUGAACCCAAUGAGCUGCUGGAUAUUCUCCAAAUGCUGCCAAAAAUGCUUGAGUUACUGUAUGUGGAGAUGGAAAAAGAGCAGGCACUGAAGAAUGUGACGACGGGAACACAUUAGCUACAGUUGAUGGAUGUAGCUCUACUUGUGCAAUUGAUUCAGGUUGGGAAUGACACAAUGGAAACCCAACAACCCAAGACACAUGAACACAAUGCCCUGCUGGUUUUUAUCCGAAUUCAGCAAAGAAUGCUUGCGAGACUCAUUGAGGUGAUGGUAAGAGAGCUGGAUCUGAAACCUGAGAUGAUAAUAAUGUAAGGAAUGGUGAUGGCUGAACUGGAACUUGCACGAUUGAGAGCAAUUGGAUAUGUAAUGGAGGAACUACCUCAUCAUCUGAUUCAUGCACAUUUUGAGAGCCUGGAUACACAGCAAACAAUGUCCCAGCCACACAAGUAUGAGUUUCGACAUGAGGUGAUAAAAUGCAGGUUGGAAGCGAAAAAUGAGAUGAUGGCAACACUAAUGGAUCAGAUGGCUGUGCUGCAGAUUGAAGUGCUGUUGAAUCUGGCUGGGUUUGUGCAAACUCCACCUUUUCAAGUGGUGAUGUAUGCACUCAAUGAACAAGUGGAUUUUAUCAAAAUGAUGCUACAUAUCCAACAGCUUGUGUCCCUCAAUGAGGUGACUCAAAGCGUGCUGGGAGUGAGAAAUGAGAUAACGGAGAUAUCUCCGGAGCCACUGGAUGAAGCUCUGACUGACUCUCAAUCACAGCAGGGUGGGUCUGAACAGGUGGAACAACCACCACUGCAGACACAUGAACUCAAUGAACAGCUGGGUUUUACCAAAAUGAUGCAAGUAAUCCUACUACCUGUGUCCCCCAGUGAGGAGAUGGGCUUGAAGCAGGCACAGAGAAGUGCGAUGAUGGCAAUACAGUAGCUGGUGAUGGCUGAGCAGCUGACUGAACUACAGUUGAAGCUGGCUGGGUGUGAUCAGGAGGAUCUACAACAUCAGAAGAUGAGUGAUAUAAAUGAGCGGAUGGAUACACUCAGAAUAAUGCAGCUAAUCCAACUACUUGUGUGACGACUUGUGGAGAUGGAUUCGAAGCAGGAACUGAAAAAUGAGAUGAUGGCAAUAUAAGUGGCAGCGAUGGGUGAGCUGCAGACUGUAGUACAGUUGAAGCUGGCUGGGUUUGAAUUGGAGGAAGUCCUACUUCUUCUGAUACAUGCACCCAGUGAACUGCAGGUUUUUAUCAAAAUGAUGCGACUAAUCCUGAAACAUGUGUAACUACUUGUGGCGAUGGGUUAGAAGCUGGGGCAGAGAAAUGUGAUGAUGGCAACACUAUUGCAAAUGAUGGCUGAGCAGCAGACUGUACAAGUGUUGAUGCCGGUUGGGUUUGAUCUGGAGGAUCUACAACUAGUCAAGAUACAUGAACAAAAUGACAAGAUGGAUUUUAUCAAAAUAACCCAACAAAUCCUGAGGUUUGUGUUACUCUGUGAGGUGAUGGGUUUGAGGCAGGAACAGAGAAAUGCGAUGAUGGAAACACUAUUAGUGGUGAUGGAUGAGCUGCUGAUUGAACAACUGUUGAAUCUGGAUGGGUUUGUAAGUACGGGACACCUACAACAGCUGAUGUCUGAGAGCAAUGAACAGCAGGGUAUGUUCAAAAUGAUUCAUCUAAUCCUGAAUAUUGUGUGCCAUCCUGUGGUGAUGGUCUCAGAGUAGGUAAUGAAUUAUGAGAUGAUGCUAAUACUUCAAGCAACGAUGGAUGCUCUUCUGAUUGAUCAAAGAUUGAAUCUGGUUAUAUCUGUAUUGGAGGAUCGACUGGCUCUAAAGACACAUGCAAUAAAUGUCCUCUUAGUUAUUCUCCAAAUGAAGAGCAAAGGAAAUGUGAAAUAAAUCCUAUACCCACUAGAGCUAAACAGAUAAGCUACUUCUAUGCAAUUGUAAGUGGAGUAGGUCUUUUACUGAAUAUUUUUAUGAUAUUGAAGUACAACCAUUCAUAUAUCAGCAUAUUUAGAACUAUAUUCCACAUCCAAAUGCUAUACCUUCUUCCUCUGCUAGGAGAUAAAAUGGGCAACGAUGGAGUUGGAUUCCUAAGAAAUUUUAAAUUCAUUCUGGCUACUUUUAAAGAACUUCCAAAUGAUUGGGUAUUCUUUGGUUGAAGAUCAAUGUUCUCUUUCCUAGACUAUUCUCAAGAGAACAGCUAUUUACCAUUAAUAGGAAUAAAAUCUGGAAGUGCUAUAGUGAACUGUUAUAAUCUAGUCUGGGUAUCUUCUGUUCUGUCUUUACUCACUGGAGUGUCAUUUUUGUUCUUUUGGAAGCCUAAAUACCCAGAUUUUGCUAAGAAAAUGUUGAAAGUCUUGUUCAGAUUAGCAAUUCGAAUAAUAAUGUUGGCUUAUAUCUUCAUUGCUAUCUGUGCAUUCUCUGAAAUAAGAGACUAUAAAAGAGUUUCUAAAGGAUUUUUAUCUUAUCUGAUUUCGAUAGCUUUCUCAGGAGUGCUUAUUUUCACAGUUGCACUCUGUGCCUAUUUCUGCCUAAGAAAGAUUCCUGCUGAAGAACAAGUCGAUACAAGCUUCACAAUUGAGUAUUUCGUUGGUGUAAGAAAGGAUAAAUUGGCAAGAUCCUAUAUCAUUUUAUGGUUUAUUAGAAGAACUGCUUUUGUCGGAGUUAUUUUUAUGCUAGAUUACCUAAACAAUGCUCUUAUUCUGACCAUUCUGGUUCUGAUUCAGCUGCUUUAUAUUUUGGCUAUAUUGCAAACUCAAGCUUUUACUACUAAGAAAGAUAACAUUCUUGAAGUGUUCAAUGAGAUCUGAUAUCUGUUGCUAAUUCCUGCUAGUCUUUAUUAUGGCCCGAGUUUGAAAAUGGUAGAUCAUUCAAUGAUUUAUUUAUUCAUAAAUAUUGCGCAGACAAUAAUAGAGUUUAUUGUUUGAUUAUCAGAAAUUACUAUUCGUCUGAAGAAAAAGAUGAAAGUAAUCAAACCAGAUGAAACAAUCGAAGUAAAAAGAAAGACACUGGCUGCACAGUCUAUGACAUCUGACAGAAUUAUCCAUUCCAAGAAUAUUUAUGAUAGGGACAAUGAGAAUGUUGGCAUCAACAAUUAUGCAACUCAAGAGAACCCUCCUUCAGAAAAUUCUCAGAAUAUGUCUUCAGCUAAUUCCCAAAACUCUCAAAAUGUCUUUACCAAUAACUCUACUAAGCAAUUACACACGAUCCGAGAAAUCGAGGAAAUCCCUGACAAGAGCGAGAUCCAGAUCCCAGAUGUCUCAGACCCAAAAAUCUACGAAGAAUUUAAGAAAAAUUGGGGAUUUGGGCAGUACAAGAGCCAGAAGGAUAAAUUUUCUAAUUUCAGCUAA
Messenger RNA from Moneuplotes crassus, 5147 nucleotides. NCBI's taxonomy places the organism in Eukaryota, Ciliophora, Spirotrichea, Euplotida, Euplotidae. The record is from the annotation of a GenBank genome assembly.